AUGCUGGCAGUGGGUCAUCUUUGGGAUGCUCAAAUGAACCUGUACCACCUAGUCCAGUUCUUGGUGUUGGUCGCAAACAAAGCUACUCGGACGUCGGAUAAUAUUUGCCAGCUUGCAGUAGAAGCAACUGAAAUGGAAUGUUGCAGGCGGCAGCUCGUACCAUAUGGUGAACAGAGGUUCCUACAACUCUACAACCAUUUGGCGGGCAGAAUUCGGCCAAGAAAGUUUCCUAUCGGCAUUUUUACGCUAUACACCAUUUUCUUCAUUCUUAUCUCCCUCUCAGUAUUCCUGUUUCACCUCAGGAAUAUCAGCGGAGAUGAAUCACAGCCUUUGCUUUCGGUCGAAUCUCGAUCCGGGCAAGUACAAACGCUACAGGUGCCUGAUGGCCAACUGUGGGACCCUCCUAAUAGUCAUGGUCUACAUCUUUGUGUCAAGCCAACAGCUAAAUAUAAAGGUGCCCAAGGUUUUGAUCGUUAUCUAACUGUUAGAAGUAAUGGGGGACUAAAUCAAAUGCGAACUGGUAUAGCAGACAUGGUGGCUGUGGCACAUAUGAUGAAUGCAACUCUAGUCAUCCCACAAUUGGAUAAACGGUCAUUCUGGCGAGAUUCUAGUGUAUUUUCAGAUAUAUUUGAUGAGCUUCAUUUCAUAGAAUCCCUGAAAGGAGAUGUCAGAGUUGUCAAGGAACUUCCCAAGAACUUGGAAACUGUCCCCCGGGCCAGAAAACACUUCACGUUGUGGUCUGGUGUGGCUUACUAUGAAGAGAUGAAAAGGUUGUGGAAUGACUAUCAGGUGAUACAUGUUGCGAAAUCAGAUUCUCGACUUGCAAACAAUGAUCUUCCUCUUGACAUUCAGAGGUUGAGAUGCCGUGCGCUUUAUCGGGCACUUCGAUUUUCUCCUCCAAUUGAGACUUUAGGAAAGAGGUUGGUGGAGCGGCUGCGAUCACGUGGGGGAAGAUAUAUUGCUCUUCAUCUGAGAUAUGAGAAAGAUAUGUUGUCUUUUACUGGUUGUACCUAUGGUCUGACAGAUGCAGAAUCUGAAGAGCUGAGAAUAAUGAGAGAGAACACAAAUCAUUGGAAGGUGAAAAAGAUAAAUGCAACAGAACAGAGAAGUGGAGGAUUUUGUCCACUAACUCCAAAGGAGGUCGGGAUUUUUCUUCAAGCUCUUGGUUAUCCAACAUCAACGCAGAUAUACAUUGCAGCUGGGGAGAUCUAUGGUGGUAAUACUCAUCUUUCAGAGCUCUCAGCGCGCUUCCCUGAUCUGAUUUUUAAGGAAUCUCUUGCAACCCCUGAGGAAUUGAAAGCAUUCAGCAAUCAUGCAUCUCAGACUGCUGCACUGGAUUACAUGGUCUCUGUGGAGAGUGAUGUGUUUGUUCCAUCACAUUCAGGAAAUAUGGCAAGAGCUGUAGAGGGACACCGUAGGUUCUUAGGUCACCGCAAGACAAUCAACCCAGAUAGGAAAGGGCUUGUUGAAAUUUUUGAUAAGAUGGAAACUGGAGAGCUGGAUGAAGGACCGUCACUUUCAAAUCUGGUGCAGCGGAUGCACAAGAGCAGGCAAGGAGCUCCAAGGAAAAGGCAUGGUUCCCUGCCUGGAGUUAAAGGACGAGCACGCUUUAGGACUGAAGAGUCUUUUUACGAAAAUCCGUACCCAGAAUGUAUAUGUGGUUCUAGAAGAAAACUAGAAAUAACGUGAGAUCAGAUCAGUGUGCCGCUUCAAUAAGGAAAAUUUUAAGGGUCGUUUAAUUGUAACCAGAUCUAAUUUCGGGGUCCUUCAAGCCCUUAAUCAUAAAUACACGAUUUUGCCGGGUUGAUUCUAUGCGAGUAUCUCAAGUGUUCUCUCUGUUUUUUUUU
Neltuma alba is the source of this 1847-nucleotide messenger RNA. RefSeq names its product O-fucosyltransferase 38. Lineage: Eukaryota; Viridiplantae; Streptophyta; Magnoliopsida; Fabales; Fabaceae. The record is from RefSeq and is a predicted model, not a curated record. Bases 1 to 1689 code for a protein of 562 amino acids. Gene Ontology annotation, cellular component: cytoplasm; nucleus. The transcript has 13 exons.